Messenger RNA from Hippoglossus stenolepis (Pacific halibut), 2594 nucleotides. RefSeq names its product cysteinyl leukotriene receptor 1 (gene cysltr1). Lineage: Eukaryota; Metazoa; Chordata; Actinopteri; Pleuronectiformes; Pleuronectidae. Gene Ontology annotation, biological process: G protein-coupled receptor signaling pathway. The transcript has 3 exons. The record is from RefSeq and is a predicted model, not a curated record. Gene Ontology annotation, molecular function: leukotriene receptor activity. Gene Ontology annotation, cellular component: plasma membrane. The coding region runs from base 346 to 1413 and encodes 355 amino acids.
GCUGACUACUCGAGAAGUGGUGUCUAAUCAGGACAGCAAACGUAAAGUGAGGGAAUCAGAAAAGAAAAUAAAAAUAAAGGAAAGAGAAAGAAAACUACCAGAGGGCAGACACUGCUGACAGAUGUCUUUCCAAAGAAGGAAAGAGCGUUCCUACUCUGAAUAAGCAUCCAAACAACAGCUGAGGGUUGUGAAGAGGCAGCCACCUGCUGCAGUGUCCUCCCACCACUGCUGCAGCAUCUGGCAGAGAAGUCAGAGAGGCGGAGGAGAUUCGAUCUGAGGCAGCAGAGACGAUCGACUGACCUGACAGCAGACAGGACCUCAGCGCAGGAAGAGGUGUAACCACAAAUGGAGCCGCAAAGCCUGACCAACAGCACGGGGGGCAACUCCACCAACUGCUCGUCCAUAGAUGACUUCCGCAACCAGGUUUACUCCAUAUCCUACACCAUCAUCACUUUGCUGGGCCUCACUGGGAACGGCUUAGCCCUGGUGGUGCUGAUCAAAACGAACCGCCAAAGUUCCCCCUUCCACGUCUACAUGAUUAACCUGGUUGUGGCUGAUCUGCUGUGUGUGAUGACGCUGCCACUGCGAAUUAUCUACUAUGUCAGAAAGGGCCACUGGAGCAUGGGGAAUUUCCUCUGUGUCUUCAGCUCCUAUGCUCUCUAUGUAAACCUCUACUGCAGCAUCUACUUCAUGGUCGCCAUGUCGUUCACGCGUUUCCUGGCCAUUGUCUAUCCUGUGAAGAACCUGCAGCUGAUGACAGUGAACCGUGCUCGCCAGGUGUGUGUUGGCAUCUGGGUGUUUAUCUGUCUUUUAUCGUCUCCCUUCCUCAUGUCAGGUCAAUAUGUAGACUCGAACACAAAUACAACCAAGUGCUUCGAUGCUCCGCCGGGUAAAAUCGGUGAUAAACUCAAAGUGCUGAACUAUUUGUCCCUGGUGAUAGGCUUUGUCCUGCCAUUACUGGUGAUCCUGCUCUGCUAUGCCGGCAUAAUCCACACCCUACUGUCUCGCUCCCAACUGUCUCGCACCCUCUCUGCUCAACAACAGCAGCGGGCCAUGGGCACCAAAGCCAUUCGAAUGAUUGUCAUCGUCUUGUUGACAUUCACGAUCAGCUUCAUGCCUUACCACGUGCUGCGCACUGUCUUCCUGUCCCGGGAUCACUCCAACUGCUCGGAGAGGAUUCAAAUGCAGAAGUCUGUCGUGGUGACACUCUGCCUGGCUGCUGCCAACACGUGUUUUGACCCACUGCUGUAUUAUUUCUCUGGAGAGGGUUUUCGCAGCCGCUUUUUCUCCUGUGCUACUCGGUCACAGCCCCAGAAUCUGAAAGAAACCACCCGAAAGUCAAUUAAUUCACAACAGACAGGAGGUCGUCAGACAUCAAUGUCGGGAUAUGUUACAGGACAGAGUUCAGGAUGACCUGUUGCCUCAUUAGUCCUCAGGGAAAGAGUCAAGAGGAACAGAUGUAAGAUAACGUAAGACAGAAAGAGAUUUAACAAAUUUUACUUCGUCAGCUCAUGAACAGAGUAUUUAUACAUUUCACUUACAAGUCUCAGGAGACUGAGAAUAAUGUUCUAAAGAGGAGAGAUUGUUAGAUAAUUAUUAUUAUUAUUAUUAUUAUUAUUAUUAUUAUUAUUAUUAUUAUUAUUAGGAUACUUACCAGUAUUCUAAUGUCACUAUUGUUAAAUGACAAUUGACGUAAACAGUUUAUCAAUGUAUGUAAUGUAUCUUGGAUUAUGUUGUAAUAUUUCUUUUUAUUUGGAUUGCCUUUGCCUUGAAUGGGUGGUUAGAACUUUUUUCCUACUUCUUCUUACAUCAUCUUUAUUUUUAUAAGUUUUAUUUGUGGCAUUGUUAACAUUGUUUCUACCACAGCUGUAUUUUUUAUCAUCAGUGUUUGUUAUUGUGUUCAUGUCACUGUUUUUCACUGCCUUAUCUAUUUAACCAUCCAUCCAUACCACUUAUCCUUUGAGGGUCCUUUGAGGAUCCCUUGGCAAGUUAUUUGUAAUUUCCCUUUUUAUUUUAUGAGGGUUAAUAUAAUUCCUCAUGCUUGUUAUGUUUACUUUUAACUAAAUGGGAUUGUUUUGUUUUGUGCUGCUGAUUUUUGUUCACUCUGUAUUAUUAACAUUAUAUAACAAACCUUUUAUGUAAAGUAACAAGCUGGAGGAAAGUGUUGGGUGCAUGUACUCUACAGGAAUAGUUCAGAAAAAAUUGUUAAUUUGCUUUCUUUGCCAUAUUUAGAUGUGUAAUUGAUACAUAUCACUCAGUAAUAUGAAUAUGAAGUGGCAGCCAGUGGCUGUUUAGCUUAGCACAAUGAUUUUAAAGAAGUUAAAAUCCUUAAAUAGCAUGUUGUUUAUCUAGCCCUAUUCUGUAUAUAAAGUCAGACCAACUGUUUCCACUUAUUGUUCCAUGUUAAGCUAAUUGACUGCUGACAGAAGCGUCAUAUUCAUGUGAGUGGUAACAAUCUUCUCAUCUUACUGUAUGUAAAAAAAGUUUAACUGCUGUGUUUCUCUGAACUGAUCUUUAUAAUGACUGCCUUAAUAUGUAAUGAAAUAUAUGUUAGUUCCUUAUAUUAGGUCUGUAUAUUAAAAGCUGCAACUUCA